Trichoderma reesei QM6a is the source of this 1052-nucleotide messenger RNA. RefSeq lists its product as uncharacterized. The transcript has 2 exons. The coding region runs from base 96 to 833 and encodes 245 amino acids. The record is from RefSeq and is a predicted model, not a curated record. NCBI's taxonomy places the organism in Eukaryota, Fungi, Ascomycota, Sordariomycetes, Hypocreales, Hypocreaceae.
GGUGUUACAAGAUCCAAUCUCUCCUUUUCUCUCCCUUUCUCAACAUCCUCUCUUGUAAAGAUCAAAGAAACAAACCCCCCCUUGAAUUGCCCAAAAUGCCUGAAAUCAAAGCCCUCCUCUUCGACUGCGACAACACCCUCGUCCUCUCCGAGGAGCUCGCCUUCGAGGCCUGCGCAGACCUCAUCAACAAGAUCUGCGCCGAGCGCAACGUGACCGUCCAGUUCACGGGCGAGACGCUGAUCCAGGAAUUCGUCGGCCAAAACUUCCGCGGCAUGCUGCUCACCCUGCAGAAGACGCACGGCAUCGACAUCUCGCCCGAGGACCUCGAAAAGUACGUGCUGCAAGAAGAGGACGCCGUCAUCGCCAAGCUCAAGGCGGCGCUGCGGCCGUGCCCGGGCGUCGACGAGCAGCUCGAGGCCCUGCAGCGGGCGGGCAAGUACCAGCUGGCGGUGGUGUCGUCGUCUGCGCUGCGGCGCGUGCGCGCGUCGAUUGAAAAGGUCGGCCAGGACCGCUUCUUCCAGGGCGACGUGGUGUUUUCGGCGGCCACGUCGCUGGACAAGCCGACGAGCAAGCCCGAUCCCGCCAUUUACCUGCACGCGCUCCAGAAGCUGGGCAAGAGCGCUGACGAGAGCGUCGCGGUGGAGGACAGCAAGAGCGGCACGCUGAGCGCCACGAGGGCGGGCAUCAAGACGAUUGGGUACGUGGGCCCGUAUGCGGACAGCAAGAAGGACGAGAUGGAGAAGGUGUUGCGGGAUGCGGGCGCGGUCGUGAUUAUGCGGGACUGGAGCGAGUUUCCGGCGGCGUUGGCCAAGAUUGAGAGUGGCGAGGUGUAGAUUUUUCUUUCUUCUCUUUUACCCCCUUUUUUUUUCUUUGACGGCUUGAAAGGUCUAUGAUAUCAGAGACAUUGGAGGAGCUGGGCACUUGAUGAUUUACGCUUUUCUUGUUGGCGUGGUUCAUGCAGGAUCACGAGAAGAUGGUCAAGAAGGACCAACAAAAUGGCAAGGCUAGAUAUGAAUAGAUAUGACGCAACGAAUUGACGCUUGUUGAACCCC